AUGAACGAAAAAACCCAAGAAUUACCAAAAUCAUCUUCCAAAAAAGCCAAGGGAUUCAAACUGAAUCUAAAUCCUGUUGAAAAGCUGAAGAGUAAAAUAAGCUCUUCUUGAGAAUUACGGUGUGAAGAAAUCGAGCAUAAGAUGGAACACAUCUAUCAAAAUAUCAAAGAAUUUUCUGUUAUUUACAAUUGGUUUGCAAAUCAUCCUCUUGACUUGACCUCGUCGGAUUCUAUUUCAUUGAGAGAAAGGAUGAACAUAAUUAUGUCAAACAGAAAUCUUGAAAUUACCCAAGAAAACAGCCAUUACAAAUAAGGUCGUUCGGAAGGUUCAAGAUCUGGAAAAUUCCGCACAAGGUAUUGAACAUAUCAUGAAGAAACUACAGAGUUCCUCCCUCGAGGUAGAUGAAAAUUUAGAAACUAAGGUUAGCAUUAGUCAGUUUCAAAAGUUAUGUGAUCGGGUCACAGAACUUGAGGAAGCUCAAAUUUCUGAGACCUCCUCAGAAACCUCUUCUGAACAUCCUGAGCACUGUAAAGUUACUCACAAGGAACAAUUUUUCAGCCCUCGGUUGAAAAAUGACUCCAAAUGUGUCAGAUGUACUGAAAAGUACUAUUCUGCAAAAAUUGAGGAAAUAUGUAAAAAUAAAUGUACUCGCCAAGAAUUUAAUAAAGAAAUAAUGAAUGUGAAGCAAUUUUGAAAACAAAAUUUUCUAAAGAAUGCUAAAUACGAUCAAGAUUUAGACAAAAUUACCCAUAAAUUUGCUCACCUUCACGGGCUAGUGAAAGGAGUUGACCAACAACUCGAUAUAAAUUUGAGGAAAAUUUCUGAUCUUGAGCUUGGUCUCAAGACCAAGGCUAAUCAUCAGGAGUUUAGCACAAAAUUUGAUCAAAUGAGUUACAAACUUUCAGGGCUUCCUACGACUUAUGAAGUAGGGACUCUUCAGGACAAACUACUUCAAAAUUUAGAGGAUUUUCAGGCUAGGAUAACAAAGAUUAAGCACACAUCUCAAAGAAAUGAGGCCAUCAUCCUCCGGCUAGAUGAAGUCAUCAAUGAGAAAGCUUCUAAGGUAUGUAUCAGAGAGAUAGAGAAGCAACUAAUGGACGAAGUGGUGAAAUAUACUCCUCUUGUGAAGCAUCAAAAAUUGCAAGCCAACACCGAAUCUGUAUAUUCUUCCCUAUCCAAUCAACUCUGAGAGACGAAAAAUAGCAUUGUGAGUCUUAACAAAAUGGCAUCAGAAGAGAUCAAGAAGGCAGUACAUGAGAAUAUUAUCAAGAUCCGAGAAGAAGUCAAAAACCAGAUGUCAGAGACCCAUAAGAGCGAGAUCAGAAUUCUGAAAGACCUUGUGUCUAAAAGGCCAGAUCGGAACGAGUUCUUAAAAUUCUUGGGUACUAAGUCUGACAAAUCAGAUACAGAGAUCAAUAAGCAAGUAGGAGAUAUCCUGAAUAAGCAAAUUAGACAUCUGACCAUAAUCACUUUAGAACUUCUGAAGAAAAAUUUGGAUAAAUAUACUCUGAAGCAGGGCAGCCAAGAAAUGAUGAAUGAAAAGCAAGCAAAAAUAAUGUACAGACAGGGACUAAUGAUAGCUAAAUGGAUUAAUAGCUUUAGUUCCAAUCAAGCCACACAGGAUUUCUCUGUACCUGCUGAUCUGGAAGAGUUUUCUACUUAUGUUGACAGUUCAUUACAAGAUAUUAAUCAAUAUUUAUUCUCAACAACAAAGAAUCUAUUUAAUAAACCGAAGUCUAGGAGUAAGGAGGAACUCUUGAAGCUAUUGACAAGCAAGAAUACUCGUUGUAGGCAGCCUAAGGCUCAAAUGCAGAUAUCUCUUCAUGAAAUUUCUCAUUUAAGACCUACCUCAGUUAGAAAAACUCGUCUUGAAAACUCUCAUAACUCAAGUUAUUCCAAAGCUGAACUUGAGCCACACCAAAGAAGAAACAUUACUCCAGCCAAACUCAUCUCUCAAAAUCAUAAAAUCAUUAAAAGCAAACCGUACUCAAACAGCACAACCAAAUUUCCCCAAAGACUCUCUGUCUCCUACAGAAGAAUUAGAGGUAAUAGUUCAAAUAAGAAUAUUUUAUAAGCAAUUUCAACCAAA
Moneuplotes crassus is the source of this 2089-nucleotide messenger RNA. The record is from the annotation of a GenBank genome assembly. NCBI's taxonomy places the organism in Eukaryota, Ciliophora, Spirotrichea, Euplotida, Euplotidae.